Molecule: messenger RNA, 2265 nt
Organism: Paramecium sonneborni
Lineage: Eukaryota; Ciliophora; Oligohymenophorea; Peniculida; Parameciidae
Source: the annotation of a GenBank genome assembly
AAAAUCUGAUAUAUUUCUUAGAUGGCAGGAAAAGAGGCAACAUUAGUAUUAUUAGAUGUAGGUGCAUCGAUGUAUGAACCUUACAAAUAAGUUUAAGGAAAAGAGAUAAGAAGAAUAGAAUUAGCUAUUGAUUGUAUAGGGAUGAUGAUUUAAUAAAAGAUUUUUAAUUAUAAAAAUCAUGAAGUGGGAUUAGUUUUAUUUGGAACAGAGGAUGCUGAAGAUGGGAAUACUUUUUACAUAUAAACAUUAUCACCUCCAGAUUUAGAAUUUUAUAGAAAUGUAACAGAAUUACCAAAGCAUGAUAUUCCUAAAAUAAAAGGUGGGGAUAUAUUUGACGCAUUAGAUAAAUCAGUUAGUACAUUAGAUGAUCAUGUAAAGACAAAGAAAAUGGAUAAAAAGAUCUUUGUUUUAACAGCAGGUUUUGGAUAGACAGAAUAUAAUGAGAAAAAGAUUGGAAAACUAAUAAAGAUGAUUGAAAAAGUAGAUGUGAAAAUAAAUUUCAUAGCAUUAGAUUUUAUGAAUGAAUAUGAUGUUGAAUUAGAUGAUCCUACGAAACCAGAAAAUUAAGAAAUAUUAAAUAAUAGAAUGUUAAAUUCAAUUUAUGAGAGUAAAGAAUAAUAAAUAAAUUAAAAUUUAAUAUAUUAUAUGGUUUAAGAAUUAAGAAAUCAUAUGAGAAUAUUUCCAGCAAAUAUUGCAUUUGAAUUAUAUUCAUAAUUUCAUACAAAAUAGAUGUAAGCAAGAGCAUCUUUUAGAGGAGAUUUUUAGAUAAAUGAUUAAACAUUUCUAUAGGUAUUAAUAUAUAAGAGAUGUGCAGAAGAGAAAUUACCAAGUUUAAAGAAACAUUCAGCAAUAGGAGAAUUUAGUAGUGAAUAAAAUAGAAACAUAGUUAGAAAUGAUACAAUUCAUUAUAAUCCUGAAGAUCCAAAUAUGGCACCUAUAGAAAGAGAAAAUAUUAUUAAAGGUUAUUAAUAUGGAAGAAGUUUAAUACCAGUUGAUAGCAUAAUGGAAGAUAAAAUGAAAUAUUAAUGUUCAAGAACAUUUUAAUUAUUAGGAUUUGUAGAGAGAUCAUAAAUUCCUAGACAUUAUUUUAUAUCAAAUGUAGAUAUGGUAGUAGCUGUGGAUAGUGAAUAAUCUAAGAAAUGUUUAUCUGCAUUAAUAAUAGCAUUAAUUGCAACUAAGAAAGUAGCAAUAGCUAGAUUUGUAGGUAGAGAAAAAGGAUCUCCGAAAAUGGUUGUUUUAUUACCACAUAAAUCAAAAAGUUAUUAAUGUUUUUGGAUGAUUACUUUACCUACUUCUGAAGAUAUAAGACAUUUUCAAUUUUCUGCUUUAAGAAAGUCUACUCCUAAUUAAUAAAUUGCUGUUGCUUCAUUAAUUGAUAAAAUGGAUUUAGAAACAAUUCCUAAUUAAUCUGGAGAACCAGAAGAAUUACUUAAAAUGAAAUAUGUUGCUAAUCCUACUAGAUAAUAUUUUUAAUAAGUAGUUAUGCAUAAAGCUAUUACUAGAACUGAUGUAAUACCACCUAUUUCACCAUUAAUUCUAGAAUAUUUACAUCCUGAAUCAAGAAUUUAUAAUUAUGCUUAAGAUGCUAUCAAAAGAGUUAAAAAUGCAUUUAAAUUUAAAGUUAAUGAAAUUAAAAAACCAUAAGAUAAAAAAGUAUUUUGGAAAUAAUUAUUUGAUGAAUAAACUACUUAAUAAGUUUAACAAUAAAUAGAAGAAGAAGUUGUAGAAAUUAAUAGAGAAGAAGAAGAAAUGGUUAAUAUGUUUGCUAAAUAAAAAUUAGGAUUCAAAGAUGACAUUAUUUAAGAAAUAGGUUCAGUAGAUCCUAUCUCAGAUUUCAAAAAAAUGAUUACUGAAAAAAGAGUAGAUUAAGUUGAUUCUGCACUUCAAUAAAUGUAAAAAGUGAUCAUUGGAUUAGUUGAUUAAUCUGUUAAAGGAAGUUUCUUUCCUAAAGCUUUAGAAUGUUUAAAAGAAAUGAGAAAAGCUUGUAUUUCAGAAGAUGAAGUUCCUGUAUUCAAUAAAUUCCUCUUUGUACUUAAAGACAAAUAUAAUUAAUAAGUCUUUUGGGCAUAAAUUGUACAAUAAGGAAUUACAUUAAUAAGUAAUAUUGAAAAUUAAAAAUCAUCAGUUACUGCUGAUGAAGCUUAAGAUGUAAUUUAUAUUAUUUUUUAAUAUUUUUAGUUUCUAAAUAAAGAAGAUAAUAAACAUUAAUAAAUGGUUGAUCAAUUAUAAAAUGAAGAAGAAGAUUUGUUAGCUGAUAUUGAAUGA